GUCGGAGAGGAUUGAGGUUGCAGCCGACGGGCACGGGAGUGGGUCGCGCUGACCAGCUGAUGCCGUGCGCGUGGGUGUGUUGAAGGGCUGCUGGUCGGGUGCGAGCACUGUGCGGCGGGAAGAAUGAGAAUGACAUCAGCCGGUGGCAUGGAGAACGGGGUGGUGGUCGGCUCACUGCUGUCAUUGCGAGGCGUGAGGUCACGGGUGAGCUUGGCCAGGGGCACAGGGCAGAGCAACAUCAGCGUCAAGACUCCUGAAGAGACUCGUCAUCGCGCUCACUGGCGAAGGCGUAGUGUCGCGACCCCUGGUGCUCGUUUGCUUCGAUUGAGCAUCUCCAAGGGAGCUACUGGGAGAGGCAUGUAGGCCUGCGAGAGCGGUCCCGAGAGAGGGAGUACGCGCGCUGCCAGCCAUGCGAGGAGCUGUGACAUCCGGCUUUUGGACCGUCGCCGCUUGCUGCUGAUGUGGU
This is a messenger RNA of Jaminaea rosea, 466 nucleotides long. RefSeq lists its product as hypothetical. NCBI's taxonomy places the organism in Eukaryota, Fungi, Basidiomycota, Exobasidiomycetes, Microstromatales. The transcript has a single exon. The record is from RefSeq and is a predicted model, not a curated record. Bases 124 to 363 code for a protein of 79 amino acids.